Messenger RNA from Betta splendens (Siamese fighting fish), 4370 nucleotides. It is a transcript of the gene ipo5, whose product is annotated as karyopherin (importin) beta 3. The transcript has 26 exons. Gene Ontology annotation, cellular component: cytoplasm; nucleus. Gene Ontology annotation, molecular function: protein binding; nuclear import signal receptor activity. Bases 89 to 3370 code for a protein of 1093 amino acids. Lineage: Eukaryota; Metazoa; Chordata; Actinopteri; Anabantiformes; Osphronemidae. The record is from RefSeq and is a predicted model, not a curated record. Gene Ontology annotation, biological process: protein import into nucleus.
CGCAGCAGCAUUGUGCGACCGAGGCAGAGUCUUGCCGGGCUCAUUUCGCCGCUUCUCCACCCGGCUGGUCUUUUUGGAUCCCACUGCAAUGGCGGAACAACAGCAGUUCUACCUCUUGCUGCGUAACCUGAUGAGCCCUGACAACACCGUCAGGAAACAGUCAGAGGAGACCUAUGACACUAUCCCAGGCCAGAACAAGAUCACGUUCCUGCUGCAGGCUAUUAGAGAUGCAUCUGCUGCAGAGGAGGUCAAACAAAUGGCAGCAGUGCUGCUGCGAAGACUGCUGUCAUCUUCCUUUGAGGAGAUCUACCCAGGCCUGACCCUGGAGAUGCAGACGGCCAUCAAGACAGAACUGCUGACCAGCAUUCAACAGGAAACAUCGCCAAACAUCCGCAAGAAAGUCUGCGACAUUGCUGCCGAGCUCACUCGCAACCUUAUCGAUGACGAUGGGAAUAACCAGUGGCCAGAGAUACUAAAGUUUCUGUUCGACUCUGUCAACUCUGACAACGUUGGCUUGCGAGAAGCUGCUUUGCACAUAUUCUGGAACUUUCCCGGUAUCUUUGGAAACCAGCAGCAGCAUUACAUGGAAGUUAUUAAGCGCAUGCUCGUUCAGUGCAUGCAGGACCAGGCAAACCCACACAUUCGUACCUUGGCAGCUCGGGCAGCUGCUUCUUUUGUGCUGUCGAACGAAAGCAACUCGGCACUACUGAAGCACUUUGCUGACCUGCUGCCAGGAAUCCUGCAGUCUGUAAACGAGUCCUGCUACCAGGGAGACGACUCUGUGCUCAAGUCGUUGGUGGAAAUUGCAGACACAGCACCCAAAUACCUGAGACCCAACCUGGAGGCCACUCUGCAGCUCUGUCUGAAGCUGUGUGCCGAUACCAACCUGACUAACAUGCAGAGGCAGUUGGCUUUGGAAGUCAUUGUCACACUAUCUGAGACUGCAGCAGCCAUGCUGAGGAAGCACACAGCUAUUGUGGCUCAGAGUGUACCCCAGAUGCUGGCAAUGAUGGUUGACCUUGAAGAUGAUGAGGAGUGGUCCAUGGCUGAUGAGCUAGAAGAUGAUGACUUUGAUAGCAAUGCAGUGGCCGGGGAGAGCGCUUUGGACCGAAUCGCAUGUGGUUUGGGAGGAAAAAUAAUCCUCCCCAUGAUCAAACAACACAUCAUGCAGAUGCUGCAGAACCCUGACUGGAAGUACCGCCAUGCAGGACUGAUGGCGCUGUCUGCCAUUGGUGAGGGCUGCCACCAGCAGAUGGAGGCAAUCCUCCAAGAGAUCGUCAGCUUUGUCCUCCUCUUCUGUUCAGACGCUCACCCGAGGGUACGUUAUGCUGCCUGCAAUGCUAUCGGACAGAUGGCCACAGACUUUGCCCCAACUUUCCAAAAGAAGUUCAAUGAUAAGGUAAUUUCAGCGCUGCUCCAGACCAUGGAGGACCAGAGCAAUCCUCGGGUGCAGGCGCAUGCUGCUGCUGCCCUCAUCAACUUUACAGAGGACUGCCCCAAAUCACUGCUCAUUCCUUAUCUUGACAGCUUGGUGCAGCAUCUCCAUGUCAUUAUGGCGUCCAAGCUGCAAGAGCUGAUCCAGAAGGGAACCAAACUGGUCUUGGAGCAAGUGGUGACAUCCAUUGCCUCUGUCGCAGACACAGCUGAGGAGAAGUUUGUGCCAUAUUAUGACCUGUUCAUGCCGUCACUGAAGCACAUUGUAGAAAACGCAGUGCAGAAGGAGCUUCGGCUGCUCCGUGGAAAGACCAUAGAGUGCAUCAGCCUAAUUGGCCUGGCUGUUGGCAAGGAGAAAUUCAUGCCAGAUGCCUCUGCCGUCAUGCAGCUUCUCCUGAAAACCCAGACAGACUUUAAUGACCUAGAAGAUGAUGAUCCUCAGAUUUCAUACAUGAUCUCAGCCUGGGCCAGAAUGUGUAAGAUCUUGGGGAAAGAAUUUCAACAGUAUCUGCCUGUGGUAAUGGGCCCUCUGAUGAAGACUGCCUCUAUUAAGCCUGAGGUGGCCCUACUUGACACCCAGGAUAUGGAGAAUAUAUCAGAGGAUGAUGGCUGGGAGUUUGUAAACCUGGGAGACCAGCAGAGUUUUGGCAUAAAGACGGCCGGUCUGGAGGAGAAGGCCACAGCCUGCCAGAUGCUGGUGUGUUAUGCCAAAGAGCUGAAGGAGGGUUUUGUGGAGUACACGGAGCAGGUGGUGAAGCUGAUGGUUCCACUGCUCAAGUUCUACUUUCAUGAUGGUGUGCGGGUGGCAGCAGCUGAGUCGAUGCCCUUGCUGCUAGAAUGUGCCAGAGUCCGUGGACCGGAGUAUCUCACACAGAUGUGGCACUUCAUGUGCGACGCGCUCAUAAAGGCUAUUGGAACGGAACCAGACUCUGAUGUCCUGUCAGAAAUCAUGCACGCAUUUGCUAAGUGUAUAGAGUUGAUGGGAGAUGGCUGUCUGAACAACGAGCAUUUUGAGGAGCUGGGUGGCAUUCUGAAAGGAAAAUUGGAGGAGCAUUUUAAGAACCAGGAGCUCAGACAGGCCAAGAGACAGGAUGAAGACUAUGAUGAACAGGUUGAGGAAACAUUACAAGAUGAGGAUGAGAAUGAUGUGUACAUCCUCACCAAGGUGUCAGACAUCCUGCACUCGGUGUUCAGUAGUUACAAAGAGAAGGUGCUGCCUUGGUUUGAGCAGCUGCUGCAGCUCAUCGUCCAGCUAAUAUGUCCCAACAGGCCGUGGGCAGACAGACAGUGGGGUCUGUGCAUCUUUGACGACGUCGUGGAGCACUGUAGCCCCUCUUCUUUCAAAUAUGCAGAGUAUUUCCUGCGACCCAUGCUGCAGUCACUGUGUGACUCGAGUCCUGAGGUUCGUCAGGCUGCCGCCUACGGCAUCGGUGUCAUGGCUCAGUACGGAGGAGAGAACUAUCGCCCGUUCUGUACAGAGGCCAUUCCCCUGAUGGUCAGAGUCAUCCAGGCAUCAGACUCGCGCUCCAAGGAGAACGUAAAUGCUACCGAAAACUGUAUUUCUGCUGUUGGAAAGGUCAUGAGGUUUAGGCCAGAGUGCGCUAAUGUCAAUGAGAUCCUCCCCCAUUGGCUCAGCUGGCUGCCACUCAACGAGGAUAAGGAGGAGGCUGUCCAUACGUUUGACUUCCUGUGUGACCUCAUUGAAAGCAACAACCCUAUUGUCCUUGGGCCAGACAACUCCAACCUUCCUAAGAUCUUCCUCAUCAUCGCAGAUGGAGUUGCAAAUGAAUCCGUGAAGAGUGAAGACGCUUGUAGCAAACGUCUCGCAAAUGUCAUACAUCAAGUACAGGUGUCAGCAGGAUUAUGGACACAGUGUGUAUCAACGCUGAAUGAGACGCAGCAGAAAGCCAUUCAGGACCUACUGAAUACUGCCUGAGCCCGAACCCCACUCAACCUCCCCUGCUCUUCAAAAAGCCCAUGAGGAAAAGUUGAGCUCCUGGAUCUUCUAAAUACACUCUUCUUCCUCCUGCUCUAAUCUAUAGUGUGUAUGGAUGCUGGCUUCACCACCCCCACCCUACUAUUGUAUAACUCAACCUACAUUUAGUUGACUGGGGAGCAUAUUGGACAUUUGAGAGAACUUUGGCCAUCCACAUCAGACUUUGACCCUGUGUCCAAGCCAGUGGGGACGUUUGUCUAUCAGUCAUCCUGGUCCUAUCACGGUUAAGUCUAUCUGGACGUUUUGUUUCCAACCUUCCCUGACGUUUGACUUGUCUCGCCUGGGCCUGAGGGACUUCGGCACAUCGGCUGAUGAAAACUCAUCACAGUCUGGCUCAAAGGAGCCACAGUGGGUGGAAUGUGGGGACAGGACAUUCUAAUGGACUGCGCAAUUAAUGGGGUGAAAAUGCACACUAGGCAAUCACUGCCUGUCUCCUGUGAAUUAUUAUUUUUUGUUAUCUUUAUUUUAUUACUCGUUCUGCAUUCCCCGUGUUAGCGGGGGUGACUGCCUCUGCCUGCCACAGCUUCAGAGGUCAUGUUUCAGCAGUAACGGCAUGUUCAAGUGGCUAACUCUAGAAAACAAUAGUUAGGAAAUUUACAUCAUUGUCUGGGAAGUUAUCAGUGACUUAUGCAGCUUUCCGCCAUAGCCUUCCAGACAGCUGUUCACAGGAAAUGAAAUAAAAUAAAUCUGAAGAUGCAAUGUUCCAAUGUGGCACCUUUUUUGUAAAGAAAGCAGAUUUAGAGUAAGGGGCUCUCAAAAGUCAGUAACCUAGAACUUUAGUUGGUAACAGCCACAUGGUUUAGCAACUUGGAGGAAUUGUAGAGUAUUUGUCAACUGCGUGCUAACGUUCAUAUACUCUUAACUUCAUGGUUUUGACCCUCCUGCAGGUCUGAUGAAUUACAGAAAAUACCUACAAUAAAAGUAAAUUUGACAAUUCUGA